AUGUCAGCCCCCAUUGAUCUCACCUUAUCACCCGAAGUCGUCGAUCUAAGCCAAUGGAUUGGCGUUGGCAAGCUCUAUAAGAACAUCCCGGACACUAUAUCUCAAGAGCUCAAGGCUAGGACGUCACUGUCUGACGUAUCUCGAGCUAUGCUUCCCUCCCACAAUUCCACUAUUGCUGAACUUCUUGCUACCCAGUUACCACCUCUAACAACGACUCUCUUCUUUCCUAACCCACAGGAUUCAUUCUCGGACGUCCCCCCAAACACACCACUAUCAUAUUUGCUCUCUACCGAUCGUGCACUCCCCCCUCGAGAGUUUCUGACGCAUCUACGAGCGGCUGCGGGUCAGGCAAUGCUCGACGGAUGUAUCUCAAUUAAAUAUUGGGGUGCACCCAACGUUUACCUUCCAUUCGAAGUCUGCGGAUUUUGGUACGAGCUAAUCACCACGGUAGAAGCUAAAUCAGGCUGGAACUCGGCGCUGAGAUGGGCAAACAAAGCCCUCCUUCCAAACAGAGCCUCUUGCCAUGCUCGCAUCACCGCAAUAACUCGAUCCAUCUCAUGGAGCGGUUUAAUCUCUAAACUUGGAUGUUCUGCUCAUGUUUCGCAUAUGGCGGAGCUUCUCUCGACCUCUUGGCUCUCCUCGUCUCAUAUCGAUGCCAUGCUACUGCGUCUUCGUGCUAGAUACCACGACGAAGUAGGCUUCAAGUCUGAGAAACAAAUCACAUUGAUUCCGACUUUGAUAUUCACUAGUCGCCUUCAUUCGCUUGGAUUAGAGCCUGGCCCCGUCGACCAGCUUCUGUGCAGCUCGGCACUCUCAGAUAUUGGGAAUUUCAUCGCGACUUCUCAGCAGGACCUGCUCAUCGCUACAGUCGCGUACUGGCCCGAACACCAUUGGGGAUUCCUGAUGAUUACUAUCUCAGGUGGUCGUGUACAAGCAAGAUGGGGUGAUGGUAUGAAGAAAAAGGUUCCCCGGGCGCUGGAGAAAGGGAUUAGAUUGUGGAGCAAACAUUACAUGCCGCAGCGUUUUGUCAGUGUCGACAGUCACUUCCCCUGCGCAUCGCAGCAUGAUUCCUACUCUUGUGGGAUUGUCGCCGUGAAUGCGCUCAAGCACGAAAUCUUUGGCGACCCUUAUUGGACAAAGAAGACGAGAGAGCAGUGUCGUGUCGACAAAUUCUUGUCGUGCAUGGAGUUCUGCAUGGACAUAAAUACUGUCGAUGCGCCGUUAAUUCCACCGUUGUCACUCCUACCAGUAACUGGACAAUCAGCGACCACCCCUGUUUCUCCCCCGCACCCUGUAUCGACCCCUGUUAGCCCCCCUCGCCCUCCCACUAAACGUCGCAAUAGCAAUUCAAUUAUGCUAUCCGCCCCUGUUAGCCCUUCUCGUAUCACAGUUAAACGUCCUCGUCGAGGCAGCCAAUUGAACCUGAAUGUGAUCGUGGUACCAAACCUCGCUAGGCGUGAUCCCUUGCCUGAAGACGAUACCUCUAUCGUUCCGAUGGACGAUCAGCCCGACGCAGCACCACUGAAGGAAAUAAAGAUCCGUAAAUCGAAGUCUAUGGUGUCGAAGGAGCAGAACAAUAAGCUGGCAGCGAGUGGCUUGCUUGUCAAAAGCACUCAACGCUGGAACAACUAUCUGGAUGCACACGUUGAGGUCUAUGACGAGAGCCCGGAACAUAUUCGCCUGGCACGCUGCUCGUCGUGCGCAAAGAUCGUCAAGCAAUCGGAGCCAUAUAAUACGUAUCAAUUCAAACAACAUCUUUCCAGGUGUAAGGCGAAGGGCAGCCGCCUUCACAUCCAAUCCAUCAAUGGCUUCUUCAAGUUCAACCUUGACCGCUCAGCAUCCGUGCCAAAAGUGGACAACUUCGUUGAGCGGCCUUGUCCUGGGCUUACCGAGGCAAACGACAGUCGUAUUCCCAUCUACACCUCUCGUACUGAGGUUCGGUACGCUGGAGGGACAAGUCGACCGUUAUUAGCAUCCCAACACUUUGGCAAGACGGUCCCAUCCCUAUCUAAACAAGAGAAAGACGAGCUAGACCUCCACUAUCGUUCCAGCUGCGAGUGGGAACUGGAUCACGACGAAGCACGAGUAUUCUCUUGCAAAUGCCUCAAGCUGGUACAAUGCAAGAGCGACACUAAUGAACUACAAGCCUGUGCAGAAUGCCUGCGCAUUCUCAAACUGCAUAAGCUCCUGGUGGCGAUCACAAAGCCAGUGACACCCGACGAUACGAGGAAAUAUAUACCAUUUCGCUACCAAAGCAUCGUAACAGGGAAGAUGUACGCUAAGAAUAAGGGACUGGGCAGGUUUGUUAAAGACACUAUACGCAAAAAAGGCGACGUUCUCCUCAACUUCACCGUGGCACUGGCCUCAGGAGUGUUUGAUGGUAACCCUUCAUUCAUCGAACUCCUCAAAGUGAUGUUUGCGCGCCAUGAACGUCAGGCCAGAGGCCAUGGAUUACAAAAUAUGCGGUACGCGGCAGACUUCGAUCAAUUCUGCCAUGAACUCCAAUGCAUCCGCCCAGAGGCGUAUCGACUCUUCUCAUCGACAUUUGGUGGUCGAACGGAGCAGAGCAUGCUCAAAAUUCGCUCAUCCCAUCCGAAACUGACACUUGGCAUUAGCACAGCUACGCUCGACCGUGUGACGAAGUAUCUCGAGGAUUACAAGUACCCAUCUACUGCCCCACUUGCUUGCGGGGUCGACGACACUAAGCUCCACCCCUCCCUACGCCCAUACUACAACAGUUCAAGCAAGACUUGGUUCCUCCUUGGUGCAACAGGAGAGCCAAUAGUAGUCGCUGAUAUCGAGCAGCUGAACGAACUCAUUAAACAUGUGUCAGGCUCUCUGGCCAAAAAGGUCCGCUUAUGGUCUCUCUGGAUCCCUCUCCCCGACAUUCCACCUCUUAUUAUGGCAAUAAUGGCAAUAUCGGAGAGCAACACGGCCAAUUAUCUCGCAGAGAUAGAAAAGCGGCUUCUCAAGCUGCUUCUCAUCGACACCUCUCCUCCUGUCAACAUUAUCUCUCUUGGAUCAGAUGGUAUGAUCGUCGAGCGCAAGGCUCGUAGAAUUCUAGUUCAAUCGGGCUUUGCUGCAGUUGAGUAUGCUCACAUCUCGCACCCAAAUCCAGCAGAGCAGAGGCCCUUGAAGAUCGAACUCCUUUGCAUCGGGACACGUCGCCUUGCCAUCAUCCAAGACUCAAAGCACUUCAGAAAGACCUGUCGCAAUAAUCUAUUUACUGGCGCCAAGCAGAUGGUACUAGGAAGGGAGCUAAUCUACUACGAGCAGCUAGACCGCCAGGACGAUCGUGCGGCAGCUAGACUCUUCUCAGCGGCAAGUAUCCAGCACGCCAUUGAAUGCGGCCAUUCUGGUCUGGCAAUCUUUCUAUUUAUUUUCGGAGAAGCCUGUGAUGCAUACCAAAGCCGAACAAUAUCCCACACGCAGCGCAUCCACAUGGUUCUCCUCGCCUUCUUCUUCAAGUUGAUUUGGAAACAGUUUCUUACAGAGAACAGAUACCCCAUUUCUCGCCACUUUCUCUCGCAAGAUGCCGACAAUAUCCUCGAUAUUCUGGUAAACGGACUCCUUGCUUUAAUCAUCAUCCACCGCGAUCACCUCGAUCCAUUCCCAUUACUGCCUUGGACGCAUGGUACUGAGGUAAAUGAACAUAUAUUCGGCCUUCUUCGCAGCACAUUACCAGAGUUCACAAUCGUCGAUGCCCUCCAAAUGAUUCCUAAACUCGACGUACGCCUACUAGCGGCCUGCAGGCGCAAGAUCGACGCAGCAAGUCUUCAACGAGGCGGCGCUGGGUAUGCUCACACCCAUUUCGAUAGCAGUGGAGCUGCUCUAGACACCCUUUCGUACUUUCCACCACAAGAAGUCAUCGAACAAGUGGCUCAUCUGGCAUGGACGGAAGCCAACGCGAUCUGGGAAGUAUUAGGCUAUUUCACAAGCUCGUCAAUGACACCGUCUGCCUCACAUGUCCCUGUUGCCACCGCCAAUCUUGAUCUCGAUGUAGACGUAGACGAUCUGGACGAACUGGAUCCACAGGAGGAGUCAGCGAUGGAUGUACCAUCUGAUCGCGAACUCCUAGAUGAAGCGUUACACAUCGCCUCCUUCGCGACCUUGCCACCGUCAGAACGUCCAGACCUACCUGGGGGUGCCAUUGAGAUUAUCAACGAGUGCGGACUAGCUGCAGCGGCACUCAACAUGCGAGAUAUUGGAUAUCUUGAUCGCCUUCCAGAUGACGAUCCAGAGGCACUGGAAGUAAUCCAAGCUGCACUGAAGCCCAUCCUAGAAGCGAUCUCAGCUCUAGGUCCCGUAGGUGAGGCCGCCGUCAAGAAACUUAUAGAUGAAGCGGCAGCUCCUCCAUCUGCACACACGAUCAUCGAAGAAGAAGACUCAAGUUCAAUUCUUUCCCGCAUAUCGCAGUACGACAUCAGCAUACUUGUGGACGAACGACGAGUGCAUCAAAGCAAGGAGACAAGCGAUGCAUGCCGGCCGCUGAAGCAAUCCCCUACCCCUGCCAAAGGAGGUCCUAAACCACACAUUCCCACCCAAAUUCCAUUCAUCGUCGAACAGUCCCCUCGCCAAUUGCUCACAAGGAAGAUACACGAAGUCCUGAGGCUCUCUGGUGUCAAUAUCAAAGGAGAAACAUCCGGACUGGCACGACAAGUACAAUGGACGAAACAAGUGAAUGUGAUGUCAUUGGCGGACAAGGAGACAUCUGGGAACUCAGCAAACGCCAAGAGGGCAGCGACCUCCCGUGCUAAUGCUGCAAUAAAAUCCCGCCAGGCGAUCUUCGCAGCACUGCCACAUGCGGAGUCACUAGCAACCGCGAAUAUCAACUCGCUGUUUGAGCUUGUAAACGGUGUCUACUCAAUUGCACUCUACGAGAAGAAGCUGAUGAUUGGGCGGGUUAUUACAUUCUAUGAACAGGGGGGGGAAAAGGCUAGUAAACACUCUUGGGUGUCGAACGCCGCAUCAGUCGGCACGAUUUCGUGGAUUUCGAUGCAGCUUUGGACGCCCCUUUCCUCCCCAAACUCAUUCAAAUCUUUGACUCAAGCUGGCCUUCCAAAGUACGGACUUGUGCACUCGAAGGCGUUUCUAUAUGCACUCAUGGCGAAGACAAUCACUUUACGGGAGGAUAGCUCGAUAAAACUCGACGUUACAAUCUUCAACUCGGUAUUUCGGCCCCUGAAUAUGCGGGAGGGGCUCGUCUCACAGGCUGUAAAGACUCUGAUGGGGAGAAAGCAUACAGAGGAGCUAGAUAAUAGCGAGAACUAG
Molecule: messenger RNA, 5271 nt
Organism: Pleurotus ostreatus (oyster mushroom)
Lineage: Eukaryota; Fungi; Basidiomycota; Agaricomycetes; Agaricales; Pleurotaceae
Exons: 8
Coding region: 1-5271 (1756 amino acids)
Source: RefSeq, a predicted model, not a curated record